Molecule: messenger RNA, 2673 nt
Organism: Chlamydomonas reinhardtii
Lineage: Eukaryota; Viridiplantae; Chlorophyta; Chlorophyceae; Chlamydomonadales; Chlamydomonadaceae
Exons: 8
Coding region: 324-2198 (624 amino acids)
Source: RefSeq, a predicted model, not a curated record
CACAACUGUCACGGAGCAGUGACGCCCGGGGUCGUUCUCUCCGGACACGCGGGCGACAUCAGCGGAGGCACCACGUGCAGUCGCAAGCAACAGCAUCACGCCCGCGCCGACCCCACGCCCGCACGUUGAACCCACCCGCGCCGCGCCGCUCGUACGCACGUAUUAGCCUGGCCACACACAACUUACACGUGCUCCGUUCUACCACAUUUCCUGCCACCUCAAAAUCUGCCCAACCCCAUGGCCGUCACCUGCUUUCACGCUCACAGCAUUAUGUGGAGGAUGCGAAGAAGCUACUGGUGGUGGGCGACACGCGGCGCUGUAUCAUGACCUGCGCCAACGAGGUGAAGUUCUGGGGUUACUGCAAGGACCUGUGGCGGGACGACCCCGGGCUGGACACCCAGCCGCAGCAGCUCCAGGGCAAGGGCGCGGCGGCAGGGCCGGUGGGGCAGGCAGCGGGCCGCAACUGCACAUGCAAGCAGUAUGACGAUCGCGCCAUGAACGCGACCUCUGUGCAGGGCUUCAUCCGGCGCACGGACGCCGAUGGCAAACCUUCGCUGCACCCGGUAAUGCUGUACGUCACCAGCCGCGCUGUCAAGGCCGAGGACGAGGUGCUGCUGCAUUGGGACAAAAAAGGAGAGUUCUUCCGGGCCAUCACGGAGGCUGCUAGCGGGUACCAGUUCCACCUGGGCGUGCUGCGCCUGGCGGCCUACGCGGAGCGGGGCUGGGUGCGGGAGGCCCGGCUGCGGCGCGAGCUGGAACAGGAGGUGCAGCGCCUCACCGCACACAUCGACUUCCUGGACCAGGCCGGCCGCAAGGCGCAGAGGUCGGCAGCUGGUGAUGGGGUGAAGGUGGAGGCGUCCAGUGGCGCUGUGGGGCCGGUGGCGGGGGCAGCGGCGGCUGGCGCGGGCAUAGCAGCCACACGCCUCGCCGCCUCGCCGUCGCCCUCUGCCGGCUGCGGCGGCACUGCCGCAGUGUCGGCGGCAGCGGCGGCGGCUCAGCUGUCCGGCUGUGUGCCGGAGCUACAGGAGGAGGUGCUCCGGUUACGGCAGGAGCUGGCGGGGUGCAAGGCCGUGCAGCACUCCGAGAGCGGCGCGCGCCUGAAGCUGGGCGGGUUGCAGGCAGAGCUGGUGGCGCUGCAGAUGGACAACCAGCGGAAGCAGCACCAGAUCGAGUACCUGGAGCGCCAGCUCGUUCAGGCGCGCUCCGACCUCAACUUGCUCCGAGUGGAGGUGGCGGGCGCGCGCGGCAAGCCCACAACAAGCCAACAGCAGAUAUCGGCAUCGCCGCCGCCGCAGGCGCAGCAGCCACAACAGCCGCCGUCGCUGGCGGCGCAAAAGCAACCGCGGCAGGGGCAGGCAGGUCCGCCAGAGCGGCAGGCGCAGCAGGCCGCGGGUGGAGCGGACCGGGCGGCCGGCGCGGGCGGCCGUGGCGGCGGCGGCCGUGGCGGCGGGCGGGGCCGCAAGCCGGCAGCCAGCCAGCCGCUUCUCCUGAAGAGGACGAGCAGCAACGGCGCCGCAGGCGGUGGCCGGCAGACCAAGACGGCGCGCGCAGCGGCCACGUGGACACGGCGGGGGACCGAGCUGCCUGGGGGCGGUGGCGAUGGCGGCAGCGAUGGCGGCAGAGGCGUUGUGGGUGGAAGUGACGUGGCAGCAGCAGCCGGCACAGGGGCAGUCGGUGGCAGUGGUGGCGGCCGUGAGGACGGCGGCGCUACCGCCGGCGUGUUGAGUCCCUUCCAGCGUGACCGGGCGCCCCGCGAGGAGCCUAACGGUGCCGGCGACCAUGCCGCUGACACCGCCGCUGCUGACGCGGCCGGCGGCGGAGACUUCGUGUACGACGACCACGACCAGUAUGGAGGAGAAUACGACGGCGGUUACGAUGACGGUUACGAUGGCCGGUACGACGCGCACGGCGCCGCAUUUGUAGCCGGACUCGCUGCGGAGCCCGAGGCCGACAUUGAUGAGUACGGCACGUACCCGCGCCACAACUCGUACGAAGAGCAGGAGCAGAACGGCAAUGGACACGGGCACGGGGAGGCUGGCAGCGGUGGCGGCGGUGGUGGCGUGGCGGCGGCGGCGGCGGGGCCCGGGGGGGAGGUGACGGGGGAGGAGGCCGAGGGGUUGGGCGGUGGGGUGGCGGUGCAGCGCAAGCGGGCCAGGUCGAGCGGCGCUAGCUACAUUGACCUGUGCAGUGAGGACUAGGCUGGUCCAUACAUGUGUCACAGGGUCGGGGCGGCCACUGCAACAUGCCGGGUCGGCGUGGCUCGGGAUGCGGGGCCACUGUGUGCUGUACGUCAUUCAAGACUCGCAUGCAAAAUCUCCGGCUUGUACGGAUGUCGUUUGGGGGACGAAGAAAGCGUCGCAAGACAUCGUAGGACGCCUUCACAUUCGCAUGCUCGCAUUGCUUCUGAAGGAGACAUGCUGACGCAUGAGCUAUUAUGAUGAUAUAUCUUCUCUGGACUCCAUUCAAGCGCAGGAUGCGUCGUAGAUGUCACGACUCGUGGCGAGGCUGAAGCGAACUUUGGGCACGAGGCAUGCAUUGGGUUACUGGUUACUGGUUAGCCCGCAUGUAGCAGUACCUAGCCCACCCCGGACAUACCUCACUGUAGAGACUGGCAAGGGGUUGGAGAUGUCCAACGGAUGAGACUUGGGUGACCGCGUAUUCACUAGAAGACUC